Molecule: messenger RNA, 1304 nt
Organism: Paramecium tetraurelia
Lineage: Eukaryota; Ciliophora; Oligohymenophorea; Peniculida; Parameciidae
Exons: 4
Source: RefSeq, a predicted model, not a curated record
AUGUUUUUAGAUUGCAAUAUUAUUGAAAACAGUGAUGAGGAUGAAACACCAAACAUUUGUUUAGAUACUUUCGGCUUGAGCGAAGAAUUAGAUUAAAAAUAAAAAUAAGUCCUCAAGAAAAAUAAAAAUUAUACAAAAAAUCUAGGAGUAGGGAAUGCUUAAUAUGAAUCCCAUGAUAUUGAUUUGAGUGCAUUUGUUAUCGAAAAGCAAACUUUUAUAUAAGAUAAUGAAUAAUUAAGAGGAUCUAUUGAAUUAAAUGUAGACCCUUAAUUAUUUGAUGUUGCUUAAUUUGAUCCAGUAUAGUAAUAAGAAGAAGAAGAUAAACAUGAAUAAAUUACCUAAACUAUAUUUAAAUAACAAAAAGAAGAAAAUAAACUAAAUUUAUAAUAAUAACAAUAAUAAUAAUAAUAGCAAUAAUAAUAACAAUAACAAUAAAAGAUAUAAAAUUAGUAAUAAUAAUAAUAACUAUAGCAAUAACAAUAAGAAUCACAAUAAUAAUAAGAAUAAUUGGAAUGCGUUAUUGAUAUAUGUAAUUUUGAAGAAAUUUCUGUUCAAGAUCUAAUAGCUAUUCCUCCUAUAUCUCCAUAUGCUGAAAAAAUUACCUAAAUACAUUUGCCAGAUUAUUUACAUAAUUUUCUUAUUACUCCUAUCCCCACAGAAGGAAUGUUUUAAUGCACAAUAUAAAGAGACAAAUCUGGACUUAACAGAUUUGUUCCAAAAUACAGAAUGUAUUGGAGUCAUAAUGGUUAAUUUUUGCUUGCUGCAAAAAAGGAUGGAGAUUUUAAGUAGAAAGAUGAGUUGCUGAUGUUAGGUAAAGUUGUAUAAAGCUAAUAAUCAAAGGCGGAUUAUAAUUUAUUUGAUAACGGAGUAAAAAAGAAGGAUCAAAGUAAAUUCAAAAAAUAGAGGACAUAAUUAGGUAGUGUGUUUUUUGAUACUACUUUUGAAAGUUAGACUCGACCAAGGAAAAUAGUUUUAGCAUUAAGAAAAAGUGAAAAGGAAACCCUAUAAUUUGUUAGUCGUAAACCUUAGGUUAUUAUAGCAGGCGCAUAAAAAUUAUAUACUCUUGAUUUCUUCGGAAGAGUGAAAAAACCAUCAAUAAAGAAUUUUUAAUUAGUCCUAAAAAAUGAUGAUAAAGAUGUGAUUUAUGUUUAAUUUGGAAAAAUUGAUAAGAAUCGAUUUAAUUUGGAUUUCAUGAGUCCUUUAAGCCCUUUAAUAGCUUUGUAGUUGGCGUUAUGCAAUUUGAAUUUCGCAGGGAAAGCAUGAUUUUAUAUUUUUGAAUUAUUAGUAUAUAUAUAAUCUUGUAA